CGAGGGGCCCGAUAUUUAUUAGUCAUAUGAUUAGAAGCCAACAAACACUGACACCAAGGACAACAUAGAGGCAAUUACUUGUGCUUGAUCAAUGAAAUUAAGAAACCAUAAAUUAACGGAAAUAUGUUUAUGGUUUCAUUAUGGUAAAUAAUUUGUGUGUAUAUAUAUAUAUAUAUAUAUAUAAAAAUUUAGAUAUAUAAAUUUUAUUCUGACGAAGGCCGUGGCACGACCGAAACGGUAAACCAUUAAACAUGCAAUUUUCGUAAGUGUGCCCGUUAGUUUCUUCAAAUAUAUAUAUACAUAUGGUUAAUUAUUAUGCACGUAUAUUGCAAGCGGGAUAAAGCAACAUGCUACGUCCCAAGUAACGAAUUCUGAGAACUACCAUAUCAACUUUAUUGUACGCUAAUUUGCAUUCUGUAUAUUUUUUACUCGAUGAGUGCCAAGGUUAACACGAAAUUUAAAUUUUAAAUUAGACAGCCAUGGGGCGUAUUUAAGCGUCAGUUGAAAGAAAGCGUUACUUGGCCUAUGUACUUGUACUCCCGUUACUCAGUCUAUAGGUUCUCGAACGCAACAAAUGAUUUGUUUACACAACUCAGGGCGAGAUAUUUGGCCAUCUUGGCAUGCCAACUACAUAGCCUCGCAGCAAGCAUUAUGGGCGUCCAUACAGAAAUACUCAUUGACUGCACGGGUGGACACGAUCUUUGUCACCAGCUGAUGCUAUUUUAGACUGGAGCCAGCAUAAAUGCAGGAAUUUAUUUACUUCGAUUCUAUUUCUUUCUAAUUAUCCACAGAUCACGACUGCCGCUCCUGGUUAAGCUGGUAACUACUGAAGACUGCGUAGAGGAGAAGAAUCGUACUAUAUUAGUCGCAUUAUCGCCGCCUAUCUGGUUAUUUAUACAUUGACACUACCUCGCGGGCUCCGGAUGGCAUUGCGCAAGAGCAACAUACAGAGACGAUGACAAGUACUCUCAGGUAUCGCAUCAUGUACAAUACUGAGGACUGGCAGCAUAACAGUGGCACACAAAAGGCAUAAGGAAGAGGCUGAGCAACAAGUUCAACGUUUCUGAAUGUACGCAUGCAAAAAGUUCGCAUUGUACAAGUGAAAAAAACUUGAAUGUAAAAGCUUAUGAAAGCGAAUCAGCACCUACGAACGUGUGCAACGUGGUGACUUAGAUAUUUAUGUUGACGGUGAUCAAUUACAUCGCGCUUUUGAAUGCCGGCCCUGUAGUCAGCAGCCGCCGGGUGCAGGUGUCGUGUAGGGUCAAGAAAAAAAGUGAGGAAGCCAGCGAAAUGCGAAGACGACGACGUGAUUCUCUAGUUGAACGCUGGCACUGGCUCCGUCUUCGAUGACCGAUUUGACAGUGUCUUUUGACUCAAAUCGCAGUUUCGUUGUUACCAGUGUAUUUGUGAAGGCGCUAGGAAUCGCCCGAUACCCAACUUUCAACGUAAGGCAAGUUUUUCGCCGUUUUCUGGAACUUGUUCGCCGUCGUCGGUGCGGUGGUGUGCUAAGCCUAGGCUUGCUUCGUGGCCGCCGGGAUUGGGCCUGACCCCGGCGUGGAACCAUACGACAUGGCGUCCGAGAUGGAGACGGCCACGUCUCCGCCGACAUCGAGCCCUGGCUCCGGCCAGAUGUGCGUCGAGGUGCAAGGGCAAGAGAUUUCUCCUGAGGAGUUCCACACUGGGAUCGGCUGGUGGCAAGUGGGCCAGCGCAUAACAGCCCCGGCGAGCGAGGGCUCCGCCGCUCACCAGUCGAGGUCUAAAACAAGAGACCACGUCAACAGAAAAGUGAUCGCAACGACAACAAGGGCAGCGAGAAUGCCAGACGUGCUGCCGAGAGAGGACACCAAAGUGAUCGUGAGGCCGCGCGGAGGCCUAAACAUCGCGAGAACGCAGACUGGGAUCGUUGCCUCGGCCAUCAUGGCUGCGGCGAGGGUUUCGAGAGAAGAUGGUGCGGCGGAUACCUUCUGCCCCAACCUACACCAGAAUAUCAUGGUGGUGAGUACCCCCGAUAAGGGGCGUGCUUUGACCUAUGCCAAGAUUCAGGCCAUCCGCAUCGGGGACAAGAUACACGAGGUAGGCGCGUACCAAACCACACCAUAUGGCACGGUCAAGGGGAUCAUUCGAGGCAUUCCCAUUGAAGAUACUCCGGCGGAGAUUGACCGCAACGUUGUUAACUCAAGAAAUCCAUUAGCAAGAGGGGCGCAAGGAAUUGGCAAUACGACUACCGUAACUGUAGCUUUUGAAGGCGAAACGGUUCCAAAUUAUGUAUGUUAUGGCCCUGUGUUAACGAGGUGCAGUCUGUACCGCAAGCAUUUCGAUGUCUGCAAACAGUGCGGCAAAAUAGGCCACAGAAGAGGCGUUUGUCCUAACCCAAAUAUGAAAGUGUGCUUCGAUUGUGGGGCCAAUAACCCUGUCGAUGGCCAUGAGUGUACGCCUAAAUGCAAACUAUGUGGGGGACAAUACCCAACGGCCGAUAGAGAAUGCAAGAACAAAUACAAAACUCCCUACGUAGUAACGAAAAGGCAGUGGGAGCGCAAGAUGGUGGAACAGCGCGUACAGCAACAAUUAGCAUCCGGAGAGUUCCCACCGUUGAUGACGUCAGCAGGAGUGAGCGGCACAGAUGGUCGCCACGAGUCACGCUCGCGCGCGAACAACAGCGAAAGUCAAAGCAGAAGCAUGAGCCGCCACCGCCGAUCCCAAUCCAAAGACAGAGUAGCCUGGGCAGACGUAGUAAAGUCGGGGGUAGCCAAGAAAGAGCAGCAGCAACAGCAGCAGCAGCAGCAGCAGCGACAGCAGCAGCAGUCACCGCCAUUUCGAGGUGGUGGAGGGAAACUUAAAGACGAAAGUGAGGCAAUGAAGGCGCUAAGAGAAGCAAACGAGGCGUUGCGGAAGAAGAACACUGAACUAGAGGCGACAGUCAAUAAGCUCAGCAAGGAAAUGGUAGAGAUCAAGAGAAUGAUGACGGUCCAGCUACAACAGCAGCACGCACAGCCUUUAUCGCCACAACCACAGCAGAUGGCAAUGACCGAGGAUGAACCCGAAGUAGCGGUGAACCCGAGGACAGAGAACGCGGCCUCGGCGGGUCCGGCACCCAAGAGAAGAGCAAUUGAAAAUCUUAAAGAGCGGAGACUCAGCGAUAGGGUAGACAACCUUGAAGAUAGGCUCACCCACUUUGAAGAGUAUAUUCGCACGACAUUCACCAAGACAAUUACCGACGGUUUCAUAGCAAUUGAACAGACUUGCCAGCAAUUAACGACGACAGUACAGAAUUUGGCAACGCAAAUGGCUAACUUUCAGCAAACAUGGAUAGGACAUCAACCACCGCAACCACAGCAGCAGUGAAAGGCCUCCUGGU
Dermacentor albipictus is the source of this 3355-nucleotide messenger RNA. RefSeq lists its product as uncharacterized. The record is from RefSeq and is a predicted model, not a curated record. Gene Ontology annotation, molecular function: transcription coregulator activity. Gene Ontology annotation, cellular component: nucleus. Gene Ontology annotation, biological process: chromatin remodeling; positive regulation of pseudohyphal growth by positive regulation of transcription from RNA polymerase II promoter. Lineage: Eukaryota; Metazoa; Arthropoda; Arachnida; Ixodida; Ixodidae.